Molecule: messenger RNA, 1232 nt
Organism: Arvicola amphibius (Eurasian water vole)
Lineage: Eukaryota; Metazoa; Chordata; Mammalia; Rodentia; Cricetidae
Gene: Syngr1
Product: synaptogyrin 1
Exons: 4
Coding region: 21-596 (191 amino acids)
Cellular component (GO): synaptic vesicle membrane; neuromuscular junction
Source: RefSeq, a predicted model, not a curated record
CGCCGCGCGGUGCAGCCACGAUGGAAGGGGGUGCGUACGGAGCGGGCAAAGCCGGGGGCGCCUUCGACCCUUACACCCUGGUGCGGCAGCCACACACCAUCCUGCGUGUCGUGUCUUGGGUUUUCUCCAUUGUGGUCUUUGGCUCCAUCGUGAAUGAGGGCUACCUCAACAGCUCGGAGGAGGAGGAGGAGUUCUGCAUCUACAACCGGAACCCCAAUGCCUGCAGCUACGGCGUGACCGUGGGCGUGCUGGCGUUCCUCACCUGCCUGCUCUACCUGGCUCUGGACGUGUACUUCCCACAGAUCAGCAGUGUCAAGGAUCGCAAGAAGGCUGUGCUGUCUGACAUCGGUGUCUCGGCCUUCUGGGCCUUCUUCUGGUUCGUGGGUUUCUGCUUCCUGGCCAACCAGUGGCAAGUCUCCAAGGUCCAGGACAACCCUCUGAACGAAGGGACGGAUGCCGCCCGGGCCGCCAUCGCCUUCUCUUUCUUCUCCAUUUUCACUUGGAGCCUGACAGCAGCCCUGGCCGUCCGCAGACUCAAGGAGCUUACCUUCCAGGAGGACUACAACACACUGUUCCCCGCCUCAGCUCAGCCGUAGCCCCUGAAGGGCAGGGAGUCCAGGCCCCAGCAGGGCCAAGGUGCAGGAAUGGCCCAGGCUGGAGACGGCUGACCGCUAGGACAGGAAAGACAGGAUGAGGAUAGCUGGAGCAGUCAGCCAAGACUCAGCACUGGCUCACUCAUGCUGCAUCGCUUCCUCGGUUUAUUCUUUACGUUCACUCCUUCAGUAAACAUUUAUUGAGCAACUGUUUGGUGCCUGUGUGGAUUAGACUGGUUUGGUCCCUGAUCCCAGGAGCCUGUAGGCUGGGGAGGGAAAGAUAGCUGACCUUCCACAAAGUGGGGUGGCCUCUUAGAGGGUCUGUAGUGCCUCCCUGGAAGGGUCUGAGCCUGGACAGCGUGAUAACCUGUCUGCGACUGUGGUGUGAAAGGCCAGCAUACUGUCCCCCUGGGUGACUUCCUGCAGAGGGUGGCCUGGAAAGUUGGAGGACCUUUGGCCCAGAUCAGCUUUCCUGUGCUGUGUGACCGAGAGCAAAUUCUUGCACCUCUCUGAAUCUUGGUCAAUUUUCCUAGCUUGACUGAUAAUGAAUAAACUUCUUCAGGCAUCUGAGCAGGCUGAACAAGUGCCCGCACAGGCCUUGGCACAGGGAUGCUCAAUAAAUGUCAGUUCUGUCGUUCA